AUGCCGCUUUAUCUCAGCGUAACUAUCAAAGGGUUAAGAAACCUCUGGAUGCAAGAGGAGGAGGGGGGUGGUUUUAAGCCUGGUCAGGGGACAAUCUUCACAUCCUACCAACUGGAGGAGCUGGAAAAGGCCUUCAAUGAGGCCCACUAUCCUGAUGUAUAUGCUAGAGAGAUGUUGGCCAUGAAAACAGAGUUGCCAGAAGACAGGAUACAGGUUUGGUUCCAGAACCGCCGGGCCAAAUGGCGGAAGAGGGAGAAGUGCUGGGGCAGGAGCAGCGUGAUGGCUGAGUAUGGGCUCUAUGGUGCCAUGGUGCGUCACUCCAUCCCGCUGCCUGAGUCCAUCCUCAAGUCUGCCAAGGAUGGCAUCAUGGAGUCCUGCGCCCCUUGGCUCCUGGGGAUGCACAAAAAGUCUCUGGAGGCAGCGGCUGAGGCGGGGAGGAAGACGGAGGUGGAACGCCAGGCCCUGCCCAAGCUUGACAAGGGUGACAAGGAAGAGAGGGGCCCGGAUCCCAAAACCACCAUUUCCCAGGAGGAACUGAGAGAAAACAGCAUUGCCGCCCUCAGGGCCAAAGCUCAGGAGCACAGCACCAAAGUCCUGGGGACCAUUGCCGGGGACAACCCAGCCCCGGGCAGGAAGCCGGAGACAGGGGAGGAGGCGGCAGUGGCAGAGGAUGAGAGACAGACAGAGAAGUUGAACUCGUCGCAGAAGGAGGAGAAGCUGAUCUAGGGGGGGGAAAGGCGGCAGAAGCCAGUCCAGAUGGACACUGUGUUCUCCGGGGGCCGCGUUCCCCCUCGGACUGCCAGGCCCCCCCGGCCGCCCCUGCCUGGGGAGCGGGGCCCUGGUCUCUGCAUUUGGGGCUGCCUGGCGGGGGGGGCUCCCUGCCUGCUCCCCUCGAGCGUAACCCUGCCCCUCGCUCCUCUGCCCCGCUGGGCCUUCCUCACCCUCCCACCCCUUCC
Aptenodytes forsteri (emperor penguin) is the source of this 956-nucleotide messenger RNA. It is a transcript of the gene VSX2, whose product is annotated as visual system homeobox 2. Gene Ontology annotation, biological process: regulation of transcription by RNA polymerase II. The record is from RefSeq and is a predicted model, not a curated record. NCBI's taxonomy places the organism in Eukaryota, Metazoa, Chordata, Aves, Sphenisciformes, Spheniscidae. Gene Ontology annotation, molecular function: DNA-binding transcription factor activity, RNA polymerase II-specific; sequence-specific double-stranded DNA binding. The transcript has 4 exons. The coding region runs from base 1 to 726 and encodes 241 amino acids. Gene Ontology annotation, cellular component: nucleus.